CUCUGGAAGCAACUGGAAGCUGGAAGAGGCAAAAAAGAUUCUUUUCUAGAGCCUUGGAAAGCUGCCCCGGCAAGUGCGGAGUAGAGAGAGCUGGAUUUCUUCAACACCAGUGGCUUUGCAGGAUGACGGCGGGGUGAUGGCUUGCUGGGGCGUAAACAAAAGGAGGCACGUGGGACUCCAGCAGCUCGCGUCCUUCGCACACGCAGGAAGGACCUUCCUGGGCCCAGUCAAGUCCUCCAAGUUCGUUGUGGACGAAGAGGGUCAGGAGAGUGUGCUAGUCAGUUCAACAGCCCGGCUCCUGGAAAGGCUGGACCUGUCUGGCGCGGUAGGGCAGCUGCUCAGGGAGGCUGUCCAGGCCCAGAGCAGCGCCUACGGGACUGGGGCCAGCACCCUCCUGUCUCUCGCUGGCGCAUGGAGCAGCGCCGCCGCCGAGUGCCUCCACCUGGGGGUCCCCGUGCCAUCCAUUGUGUCGGGCAUGGCGGAGGGCUUGGCCUCCUGCAUGGAAGAGGCAGCUGUCCUUCAAGUGCCUCUCCACCAUGUCGUGGACCAGAUGGGCAGUACGCAGCCGUCUUCUGGGCCUGGGUCAUCGGGUGUCAGUUUGGGUCUCUCUCUACAGACGCCUUCAGAGACUGGUUUGAUGCCGGAAGAGUGUGGUCCCCAAGAGGUUGCCUCUCAGUCAUCAGCCAUUUCCAGUGUUGCUGGGGGACCUGUUAAGUCAACCAAACUUUUCAGACCUAAGGCUACAGUCGGAACAGAUGAAAACCCGUCGCAAACCCCCCUGACUCUGAGAAGCAGUCUGCUUGCAGACCCCCGCAGCGGAAAGCGCAUACUGACCCACAGUAGGCACUGCAAUCGGGCAGGCGAUGCUCGCUGGGCGAGCAGGCCAGGUGGAGUUCUAGAACAAUGUGCAGCCGCUCCCCCUGCCCCCUGGUGCAAGGAGCUGGCAGAGCUGGCGGCGGGCCUGAGCCACGGAGACGCCGGCAGCAUGAAGCUGGUAGAGGCGGCCGUGCGGCUGCAGCACCAGCGGGCGGGCCCACACCGGGGCAGCCCGGCGGCGCCGUUCUUGUUCGACGUUUCACGAGUCUUCACUUGCUGUUUGCCAGGCUUCCCCGAAGCCGCGUCCUGCGUCUGUGCGGGAUAUGUCACCGUCGUGUCAGCAGCUUGCGCUGCCCUGCUCGGGGACUUACCGAGCCAGCCUCUCCGAGUGGUUCUCCUCGAGGGGGACCUCACAGAGAGCUACCGCCACCCGGGGUUUAACAAGGCUGCAAAUGUCCGAACAGUGUCAGAGAGCGCAGAGAAACUUCACCGAGACAGCCCCGGGGAACUGUGGGCAAACCACGUGUUGCAGGUGUUGGCUGGGCUCGGCGUGCACCUCGUGCUGGUGCAGGGAAGCGUGUCGGAGCUGCUGGCUGAGAGGUGCGCACGCAGCGGGCGGUUGGCUAUCGGGUCGGUGCCCGGCCGCGUGAUGCGGAUCUUCGCGGAGGCUUCCAGCGCCACGCCGGUGACCUACACCUCGCAGGUGAGCGCCGCCACCGUGGGCAGCGGGGUCUGCGUGGCCGCCUGGGGCGGUGCUCCCGGGGUCGUUGGCGAUGGAGUCAAUGGAAGGGCGAUCGUGGUGAAAACGGAAGGGAUUAAUUUGGUCACGGCGGUGCUCACUGGCCCUGUCGCGGCACAGGUGCAGACCAGAGAAGACAGGUUCUGGGCCUGCGCCUACCGUCUGCACUACGCUCUGAAGGAGCACAAGGUCUUCCUCGGAGGCGGUGCGGUUGAGCUUCUGUGUCUUAGCCACCUGCAGGCUCUCGCGGAGCUGCCUGUGGCUGCCGGAGACCAGGCCCGCUCUGGAGGGCGGCCGGGCGCUGCCCCACGGCUGGCCGCGGCACCGGCGCUCCACAGACCCGCCGUGCUCCGGGGCCUGGCCAGCGGGUGGCGCCAGUACCUCUCCACUCUCCUGCGUAACGCCGCCGGUCACUCCUCGGAACUGGAAGCCUGGACUUUGAUUCAGCACCAUCUGCAACGCGCCGCAGACUCGGGCUCUCCUUCGUCUUACAUCUUGAAUGAAUAUAGUGAACUGAGUAGUGGAAUUUUUAAUUUAGGCAAUUCAAAUCAGCUGGGGCACAGCCCCAGAGUCUACGACACCGUUACGCCAAAGGUGGAGGCAUGGCGCCGCGCCCUGGAUCUAGUGCUGUUAGUGCUGCAGACAGACAGCGAAAUCAUUACUGGGCGUGGGCACGCCCAGAUAAAGUCACAGGAGUCGGAGGGCUUUUUGUUUUUGUAGGGUUAUUGGCUAAGUCUUUGGGAAAUAAUCUUUUGUGAUAUGCUGAUAAUAAAUUUUCUAGUAGACGAGUCACCGUGCCUAAAAUGCUAGCUUUUACCAAGAAAAAUUGAUGUCCAUCAGUAACUGUGCAAGGUCGGGAAUCCACCCCACUUACAAGUUCACCGGUUAGCCUGCUACUCUUUCACAGGAAGGGGAUGAUGCAGAACCCACGAGACACUUUGG
This is a messenger RNA of Pteronotus mesoamericanus, 2497 nucleotides long. It is a transcript of the gene BBS12, whose product is annotated as Bardet-Biedl syndrome 12. The record is from RefSeq and is a predicted model, not a curated record. The transcript has 3 exons. Gene Ontology annotation, molecular function: ATP binding. Lineage: Eukaryota; Metazoa; Chordata; Mammalia; Chiroptera; Mormoopidae. Bases 137 to 2275 code for a protein of 712 amino acids. Gene Ontology annotation, biological process: chaperone-mediated protein complex assembly; photoreceptor cell maintenance.